CUUUCGUUGGAGAGGAUUGCGUGACGAGCCAAAAGUAUGUGAUAUUGCCUUAAAUUAUGAGCGCCAUUACCUUCGCUAUUGCUGCAGCUCUCUUUCACUUAGCUCCCGUUCAAACGGUGAAGAAAUGCGAAAAGAUAGACGCAUGUCGCUGUUCAACCGAUGAAGGGGAGAUUAAUCUAUGGAGUCUUGGGUCAGAAUCACCAGGCCAACCAAGGUAUGUUUCUUCUGCAGCUCGUUUCUACAGGUUUCUACAAGCACAAAACCAGCAAAGCCAAGGGAAAUGAUAAACGUGGCGUUCCAAGGUAGGGUACUGGCGUCGUUUUCCGCUUGUCGUCGCCCGUGGCCUAUUUCGUUCAGCAGAACGUCGAAACGUCGCUAUCGUGGGCCGAUAAAUCGGUCGACACCCCCUGUAAGAUACAUAAGCCUCGUAAUUUUGGCCUCGUAAUUUUAAGUCACUGACUUAAAUUCUCCCGAUACAAUACCGUUGCCGUACACAGUAAACCUGUAUUAAUCAACAUUACCAUACUCCCUUAUGACGUGUGCAACUGACUUAGACGCGUAUCCGUAUCCACAGUAGGCUUUUGUACAUUAUGCUAGCAUUUUUUCGAGCAUUUUAGUGAGGCAAAAGCAUUGAGCAUUUAUUCGAGCAUUUUAGUGGCAUUUUCCCCGGAGAAUUAAUUUCUCCGAGGAAAUAAAAUAGAAAUUAACUUUUUUCAGGAGCCCAUGCCCCAUGAGCUCCAGCUUUUUUGAACAAAAUGAAGAACAGAAUUCAAAAUUCACAAAAAACCUAAUACAGCUGGUGUUUUUGGCUGUAUUUAUGAACUUGUACACGUUGUCGUUGUUACUUGCAUUUGCACGUUUUUGUAAGUGUAAACUUUGAAAUUAAUUAAAAAAACCGUUUGUAUAAUAAGCAUUAUCCGAGCAUUUUAGUGACUUUUUUGCGGAGACCGAGCAUUUUAGUGGGAAAAAUGGAGCAUUAAGGUGGAGCAUUUUAGUAGGGAGGCAAAAACAUAAUGUGCAAAAGCCUAAUCCACAGCGGUUUCCACCGUUUUACGCAUCUCGGUCAGUUUUUAAAUAAAUAAAUAUUUUAAUAAAAAUUUAACUUUCCAAGUUGAAAUCUGACCAAUAUCCUGUCUGAAUAACUCAGAAACCAGGAAAAAGGAAGAGUCAAAAUGCAAAAAAUUAGCUUAAGAAGAAACAAAAAGCAAGCUGCGGUGAUAAACAUAAGGAAAUAUAAACGCAUUUCAGUGCAGAGAAAAAAGACUUUGAAUAACAACAGAAAUUUGAAAAAUGUAGGACAAGCAACUAAUUAAAGAAACAAAAGGUAACAUAUAGUAGAAAAAUUUGCAUAUAAAAGAAAAAGCAUGCAAAUGAAAAGGUAAAGUUCUUCACCGCUGACAUUUUCAUUUAGGUGAGGUUGUAAAUCCCUAAUCAGCAGUCAGUCUGACUGUCCUCUUUGCCAAAAUUUCAAAAUGGUCCCAUUUAUGACAUGACAUGGUCAGCAAUAGUAGAGGAGUGAUUGCCACUCAUAAUAGCCUGCAUGCAUAGCUGGCGGGAUUAGCGUGUGAGUGCUGUAUUGUUUUGGCUGCGGGGCCGUGAGAAGAGUGGGUAUUCAAGUGGGUAUUCCCUUGCAGCUUCACCGCUCGCCUCGUGUGGCUGCUCCGCCGCCAAAAAAGUACCCGGGGCAAAAGAAUCCCACCAGCUAUGCAGGCUAACGUCUCGUAUUUGAAGUGCUCCGUUUUCCUGUCAUGCAAUCUUCGUUUAGUUUUGUCUGUGUAGUAGAAAUCCUGACAGUCCCAACAACUAGCCUUAUAAACAACCCUAGACAUUUGACAUUUUUUGUAAAAUAUCUGUUCGGAGAAGCAAAAAUUGCUAGAAUUUUCUGUAGCUUGAGGAGGGCUAAAAAUGACCGAUCCAUUUAUGUACAAGUUUCAAAGCUUCUGAAGCUUACCUAACAAAUUCCCUGCCCUGGUUAAGUUAUUUUUCAUAGAAAAAGGAACACUAAAAUGAUCGGAUUCGAAAAUGCGAUGGAGAGAGGAAUCAAAUUCUUACUUUCGUAAUGCUUUAAAAUGCAUCUAAAAUUUUCGAGAAUAAUACUGAAGCCGUUGUAAUUUCGAAGACUCAAGUUGCCCUAGGAUGACUGUGCAGCUAAACACUUUGUAGUGCUGUUCAGAAUUCAUUUCUAGAGAUCUAAAAGUACUCUGAAUAGCCUAAAAAAUUGUUUUCAAUGUAUUAAGGGACUGUGCAAUAAUUACCUGGAGAGAGGGGGGGGGGAGGGCUGGGAAAUGGGUGAAGUCAUACCCCCCUCUCUUUAAGCAAAAAUUAAUUUCAACCCCCCCCCCCCCCCCCCCCCUCACCCAACCCCCCCUCCAACUACCUCCUUCAUCCAGCCCACAACACUCACCGUGCAUUCUCUUGUUUAUCUCCCGCAUGAUUGCUAGUUUUUGUCUAUCCUGUCUCGUCUCUUGUNUGAGUCAUUUGAAGAGUCAUCAGAAUCACUGGACUCUGAGCUUGUGUUGUCUCGGCAUGAAUUGAUUGGGAGAUUCCUUAUCUUCUACAGCAUCUCUGGCACUAAGGUGCACUAAGGUGCACUAAGGUGAGAACUCAGGAAUUCCUGUCUGAUUGAGCUUUUUUUUUUGAAGCUCAAUUUAAUCAUACUGUGUUUUAUUUACCACACUUUAAAUUUGUAUUGCUAUUAAAAUUUCAACAGUUGGGUUUUUCAUGUUCUGCUAAAUUAUGAUCCCAUAUGUGCUAACACUGGCAUCUUUCUUUUUCAUUGAAUAGGAUUAUAGUGCCGCUUUUGCAACUUUUAAUUAAAGUUUCCUGUUUUAUUAAAUCUUAGUACAAAUAAAGUAGCACUGUGUUAACAUAUAUAACAGAGGCAUUCCUUUCCUACUGCAUGACAGAUAGGAAAACAGUAGUAUUAAUUUUAGUAUUUAUAUUUGAACUCUAAUAUCUCUUCCACUACUUUUCCAGUUUGCAAAAAGGAAUGAAAAAGGAAUGCCCCCCCCGUAUGUAAUAAAUUUUACUUCCACCCUCUCUAUUGUUGUCAUUUUCUCCUAUGCCCCCCUCUAAUUUUCCGACCCCCCCCCUCCAGGUAAUUAUUGCACAGUCCCCUAGGAGGAGACCGUCCUUAGGUGCCACUGAUUUAAGAAAGGGUGAGUCUGUCUUUGUAGGCAAAAAAAGACUUAUUUACGAUGUGUGCUUUGGAAAACAACUCGAAGGGCAAAGAAGCCGUAGAAUUUAUUGAUGCAAGCCUUCACUUGUUUUGUGAGGAUUCUGCUUUGUAACCCUAAAUAAGGUAGAGUAAAUGUCCGUGCUUCCGGUCCCCCUUCUCUUCAUGCAACAUUACCCAAUAUGUACCGGUCCGGAGGGGUACUCCUGGAAAUUCUUGGUGGGGGUGUACAUGUGCCGCCCGGUUCUUCAAAUCCUGACCCGAAUUCAGACCAAAAAAUGUAAUUGUCACCAGAACGUUUCUCUAGAAGCCUCGAGGCGAGGUUGUUUGCAACUUUUUAAAGAUUCUGCCAUUGUGUGUGUACAGACUAAUAACUGACUUCAUGUCUUUCGUUGUUUAACAGAUUUAACUUUGCAGAAGCGUCUACAGCGAACAUUUCUGGCAAGACAAAAGAUUCCUAUCAGUGGAACCCUUGCUAUUCAUGGACAGCUCAAACCUUACCCAAGGAGGAUGCUAAAAAUCACUGCAAAAACGUGGCAGUAUGUUCUCUUGAUCAUGUUCAUGAUAAUAUUGUAGCAUGAAUUACAGCAAAAUGAAUUUUCUCUGAGGCUCUGUCCACACUUAUCCGGGUAUUUUUGAAAACGGAGAUUUUUUUCCCCGUUUUCAAAAAAAUACGAGUCCGUAAGUGGCGCAUUUGAAUCAAACGAUAUAAUUACGAUAGCAUCGUGUAGACAGAAUGCUAAUAAUAAUAAUUGCACAAUAAUUUGUAUAGGUUAUAAUAUACACGAAAAACAUGACUACACAACAACAAAUUUUGACAGCGCGCGCGUUUUUUGUUCAUUCAAUUGAUUGGCUGAAACAGACUACUACCUCUGUCAAACUCAAACUUUCAAAAUCAUUCAGCUAAGAACUUUGAAAUGUGCAAGGGGUGAUUUCACACCAGCCUGUUAAAGAUAACUCGGUUUACAAAAAUCAAUAAAAGUAAUGGCUUUUAGAAUCGUCCUCGUUUAGCGUUUUUAAAAGAUAACCGCUUUUAAAGUAUCGCCGUUCCCCGUUCCUCAUUCCUCUAUUUCCCGUUCCUUCUUUACUUCUAGAUUAUAAAUCAGAACGUAACGUAACAACACAUAGCCUAAAUAGAGCACGCGUUUUACUGUUUUGAGACUAGUAAAGCUGUUUCAAGUGAUUUGCGACAAACAAGAUCAGCCUCCAUUAGUAAACUAUAUGCGUACAACAUGUGAAUGGGAAAUUCAAAAUUCAAUGUUUCGGACGCUUGUACACUGUUUUUUUUCCCGCCUUUUUAAGCGCUCAAAACAUAGUUCGAGUUACCGAGGGUAAAAUUUUAUGGAAAUGAUCUGAGGGGAAACAAAAACAACUUCGAAUUAUCGAGGGUUCGAGUUUCCGUUGGUAAAAUUACAGUAAAUGUAUGACGGAAAUCCAGGGGAAAUCGAUUUUGGUUCGAGUUAACGCGAGGUUCGAGUUAGCGAGGGUUCGAGUUAUCGGGAGUCAACUGUAUUAAAAAAUCUCACAGCAGUAAUAGACCUUUGUCACGCGACGGCCAUUUUGCCUCGGCAGACUGUUUAAAAAGCUUUGUUUAUGCACGGCUAGCCUCGUUCGAACUUCAGACACAUAUCAAACAACCAACUCAAGGAUAAAUUUUCUUGCUUUUCAGGUAUGUUUGACGCAAAAAACCUCCCUUUAUGGAACUUUUCGAGUGAAUAUUGGCGAACAGAAUUUAUCUGACUGUGUUUAUGAUGAGGAAAAUGGACGAUGUCAGUUGACAUACAGAGUCCAAAGUGACAAACAGAAGUAAAAAUUGUCUCAGAGUGUAAUUUAUUUUCCGACUUUUUAUACGCAAUGUGAUACCAACAGCACCCGCUCUCACUGGUUGCUUUGAGGUCACAUGAUAUCUGAGGAUAACUCCGUUUCCCGCCAAAAGUCUAUGCGGGCAGCAUUGCAAAAUUUUUGACGUCCGAGGGUUGCGAAAGCUACCCGCGAAAGUUGACCAUUCCCUUAUAUUUGUUCUUUUAGCGGGCUGUACAACAAACCACAUAAUAACUCGUCCCUCGGGAAUCAAGUUUCAAUGCUUCCCUCGCCUUCUUUCCCUGAAAACUGAAGUUGCUUUAGUUGAUAAUUGGUGAUACAGUAUUAGAUCAAUAAACCAGGAAUUAUUGCUAGCUUACGAAUUUUUCACUCGCAUGUACAUCUGUAUUGUGUGGUGGUGGUUCAGUUUCCGCUCCACUCAUGUGCCGAACCUAACUGAUGAAUUAAGUACUGCAAUAAAGCGGCGUCUGAAUCAAUUUGGUACGGCAGUUUUAGUUUGGUGCGGCAAAAGCGUUAAGUUCGACAAAGUCUUUCGAACUUUUGUCGAACUUAACUUAGGUUCGACACACGGUACGCCAUCUGAAUCAGAUGUCGCGCCAGUGUCGCUCCAAAGUCGAACUUAUUCAGUUAGGUUCGGCACAUGAAAAGUACGGCGUCUGAACCAGGCCUUAGUAUAAAUUGCUGGGGUACAAAAAUAUAGACGACAAUCUGAUCCUGAAGCAAAAGGGAUGAAGAAAUCAACAAAAGAUGGCGAAAUAAAAUCUAACUCAGCUAGUUUGUUGAAAUACACAUUUGUCUACGUUUUCAUCAUAUUUUGUUUAUUCUCUCAUUGCUAUCCCGGCCUUCGGGAUUAGGAGCUGGAAGGGGGGAGGAGUCCCGGAUCCGAAUUCGCGCGCCUAUAUUCACGACAAUCAAGCAUCCCAAACUUCUGUCAUCUUUAUCCCGAAUACCAUUUUCUUUCCCAAUUCCGCAUCUUGUGCCAAGAUUUUGGCGAAUCCCGCCCCUCGAGUGACGGUCAAUUCCCGUAUCUCGUCAAUAAAUUUCGCGUUUUUCCGAAUCCCCCACUAUAUUUCGGGUCAAAUCCCGGAUACCGAGAAACCCCUUUCAGACUCUGCAGGUUCAGCUUGGCGUCUAUAUUUGUUGUAUUCAUGCAUAUGAUGAAGCCAGUGCGCUAAAAGGCAUUUGAGCACAUUCAGAGAUUGUCCCUUUGAUUUGCUCCAUUGAUCAUGUUGACAGAAAAACUUCAAUUGAUCUUAUUUGUAAAGACACAGAAGAAGGAAGAGUGGACGUUAUGAAAACAUUUGGCUCCUUGUAUGUAAGUGCAUUAUUAGUCUCAACAACAACAGUCUUUCUUUGCAUCAGACCAUAUAAGUACAUACAGCAUUGCAAAAGCUAUUUUAAGAACCAAAAUUACAUCAAAGGGCAAUUAGUCUCAGUACUCUUGUGCCUAGAUAGAGUCUUUAAGAUAAAGUCUCUCAACGUACGUCGUCCUACGUUUUUCCGGUACGAAGUUGUCAUUUAUUCAUUCGUUCGUUCGUUCGUUAGUUCGUUCGUUCGUUCGUUCGUUCCUUCGUUCCUUCGUUCCUUCGUUCGUUCGUUCAUUUAUGUAUUCAUGCAUUCAUCCAUCAGUCAUUCACCAAUUUUUAAAGUUAACUUUGAAACGCACGAAAUUAUGAAGUUUAUGGAUUGCUAUCAUGUUGCGAAGAAAAAAAAAACAUAAACCGAAGAGAACUGACCGUAAACAGCGACGGUUAGAACUUUGUGGUUUUGCAGUUUGCUCGAGUGCCCCUGAAUUUUACUGGUUGUGAAUGGUCACUAAACUAUCAAAUUCCUGAAAUAUUUCAGGUGUUCACGGUUUACUGUGUGUGACCUAACAGCAAUUAUUUUAUGGCUGAACCAGCGAGUGGGCAAGAUGAAGCAAAUCCUGUGUUCCUAUUGGCUACCCGACCAGAAAGGAUAGGCCAAACUUGCACGCUAGGGAUUUCCCGCGUUAAUCCCGCAAGAAAAAGUUUUCUCUCUGGCCUCUUUUCCGUUUUUAUCGACCUCAACUACGUCUCGGUCCAUAAACUUUGCCAUUAUCCAGCCACCUUGACCUCACGCUUGCUCAAUAACGUAUUUAUAUGACUUUCUAUAUGCGUUUCUUAGUACACAUCGCUUUAUUCCAAGUGCGCAUGCCCAGGAAGGUGCAGUGGUCUCAGCUCUGGCGCAAUAGCAGGAAUUGUGUAAGUAAAGAUGUUUCCUUAAACGAUAAGAAUAAUACAAACAAAACAAUGGCGGAUAUAGAUAUUCAACGACUAAGUGAGAGGGAGGGGGUGGGGGCGUUCAUCAAGAGCUUAAGAAAAGAGGGGUGCUCGCCUUCGAAAAUCAUUUUUCUUGGUCCUGUGGGCUUCAGUAUGUCCUAAAUUGUACUCUUGACAAGAUUUGCUUUUUUCGCCUCGCCUCGCCUUCCUCUAUCAACCUUCCGCCUCAAUCAGCGUCCAGAUAAGAUUAAUACCGGCUUUGUCUCACUUAGCCUGCGAACAGCAGACGUCGGAAAUACGUCUGCUGUUCGCAGGCUAUGUCUCACCCAAAGCUCGGUUGAAUAUUACUUCGUUAUGAAAAAUCUAGCAUUCUAACUUUAUUCAGCAACGGAAACCGAUUACCACUCGACUCUUGUUAGCACUUAGUUUUAAUUUUAGUACCAUAAUCCUAAUUCUGUAAUCCUAUUUCCUCAGGAUUGGAUCUAUGUUGCGUUCCUGAUAUUAGCUUUCGUUGUUUUUACUUGCUAUGUCCGCUGCAUGCUGGCAGAUGUAGAGACUAAACCGUCUAUAUGGACCACAAUUAAGGUGAGCAAUAAAAGCACUUUAAAAUUCAUAUGA
Molecule: messenger RNA, 7854 nt
Organism: Porites evermanni
Lineage: Eukaryota; Metazoa; Cnidaria; Anthozoa; Scleractinia; Poritidae
Source: the annotation of a GenBank genome assembly